AUGGCCACAAAAGACCGCAUCACCUGCCACGUCCUCGACACGACAGCCGGCCGCCCGGCGCGCGCCCUCCGCGUGCAGCUGACACACACGCCGCCGUCGGCGCCCGACGCCGGCGCCCCGACGGCCGCCGCCACGACGCCGAGGACCUUCGAGUCCAUCACGGACGACGACGGCCGCGUCAAGACCUGGCUGCCCUACAGCGCCGCCACGGCGUCGGGCGAC
Molecule: messenger RNA, 222 nt
Organism: Verticillium dahliae VdLs.17
Lineage: Eukaryota; Fungi; Ascomycota; Sordariomycetes; Glomerellales; Plectosphaerellaceae
Exons: 1
Source: RefSeq, a predicted model, not a curated record